Carcharodon carcharias (great white shark) is the source of this 1332-nucleotide messenger RNA. It is a transcript of the gene dnal1, whose product is annotated as dynein, axonemal, light chain 1. Gene Ontology annotation, molecular function: protein kinase binding. Gene Ontology annotation, cellular component: cytoplasm. Lineage: Eukaryota; Metazoa; Chordata; Chondrichthyes; Lamniformes; Lamnidae. The transcript has 8 exons. The record is from RefSeq and is a predicted model, not a curated record. The coding region runs from base 56 to 631 and encodes 191 amino acids.
GCUGGUUGCCUUCCCCCUAGCAACCGCGGCCGUCGCGCGCACGGAGAGCGGGGCCAUGGCCAAAGCAACCACCAUUAAAGAGGCCCUGGCCAAGUGGGAGGAAAGGUCGGGUGAGAAAGCAGCUGAAGCCGUGGAAGUGAAGUUAUAUGGCCAGGUGCCACCCAUUGAAAAGAUGGAUGCGUCCCUCUCUACACUGAGUAAUUGCGAAAAGUUGUCCCUUUCAACAAACUGCAUUGAAAAGAUAGCAAAUUUGAAUGGACUAAAGAAAUUAACAAUUCUGUCGCUGGGAAGGAACAACAUAAAGAAUUUAAAUGGCCUGGAGGCAGUGGGAGAAACGCUGGAAGAGUUGUGGAUUUCAUAUAACUUGAUUGAGAAGCUUAAAGGAAUUCAUGCUAUGAGGAAGCUACGAGUACUGUACAUGUCGAACAAUCUAGUGAAGGAUUGGGCUGAAUUUGGCAAGCUGGCUGAUCUGCCUAAUCUGGCCGACCUCGUCUUCGUAGGAAACCCUAUUGAAGAGAAAUACUCGUCUGAAGGCAGCUGGGUGGAGGAAGCAACGAAGAGGCUCACUCAGUUGAAGAAGCUGGAUGGAGUCCCUGUCAUUAAACAAGUGGAAGAAGAGACUGAAGACUAACGCCCACAUCACAAUGAUUGACGUCUGAAAGAUUUCCCAAUGUUCUCCUUCACCAUUGCACUUUCUGCACCCUUCCUACACCCUUCCUAGUGACUGGACAGCAUCCCAAGUUGCUCACAAACUGUAGUUUCCAAAACAUUCCUAGCACGUUCUCUGUUGUGUUGCUUUGUGAUUUAUGUUAUUUGUUGAAGCAGUGAACUCACCUGAAUCCAGUGACCAGCAUCUAAUUAUUUUUGUUUCAACCGCUAGCAGCAAAACAGAUGCUUCAACUACAGAACGUAAUCAUUUUUAAAAAUAGUUUUGUGUAGCAAAUGCAUUAGCUUAUAAACACUUUUUGACUACAUGGUAAACAUUUGCUUAUUUGUGGUAGUACACUUGAAGUUAGUUUUUUUUAUUUUAACUUAUUUGUAAUUAUAAAUUAACUCUAGGAUGUUGUUGCAAGGCAGCUAUGGAGCUCGGGAAUGUGAUGUUACUCUUGCACUAGGACUGACCCUUGCUCUUGCUGCUUGUGUGCAGAACAGCAGCUUUUCUUCAUGCUUCUCUCGUCAAGAUCAGUCCAGUUUCUUAAGUGAUUGACUCGUUUUUGUAAAGUGCUUUUUAUCCAUUUUAUACAAAAUUAUUUAUCAGAGGAUGUUGUACUUGUAUGUGCUAUCUUGUGAAAAAUGAUUUAUUCUGGUAACUAUUAAAGAUAAUUAACUUUC